UUCUGUCAUCAAGUCACAGAACUGAAGACAGCUAUGUCUCUGAUGCCACCAUGUUCACUACUUACCAUCCUUGCAGCAAUGGUGUUGCUUUCCAUGGCUUUCAACAUUGAUGACAUCAAUACCAAAAUCUACUCAGGGGAUGAUAAGGGCUUUUUUGGAUACAGAGCUCUUCAAUACAAAUCUGAGAAGAAAUGGAUCAUUGUCAGUGCACCAUUGGAGGGAAAUGGAACUGGAGGGAUCUACAAAUGCAGUCAGGCCAAAGACUGUGAGCUUUUUCAUCUGCAAGACACAUACUCUGCCAUGUCAACUGGAAUAGCAAUGGCAGUCAAGUCGACUUCCACUGCCCAGUUCACUGCUUGCAGUCCACGGUUGGCUCAUGAAUGUGACAGCAACUCAUACCUAAAUGGGAUCUGCUAUCAGUUCAAUAACCAGCUGCAACUGAUUGGAAAUAUCACACCAGCCUUUCAAGAAUGCACCAAGAGAAAAGUUGACCUUGUCUUCCUGUUUGAUGGAUCAGAAAGUCUGAAAAUAGAAGAUUUUAAAAAGAACAAAGAAUUUAUUGCUGACAUCAUGAAGACGCUUUCAAACACCUCCAUACAGUUUGCAGCAGUACAGUUUUCGAAGACUUUCCACACAGUUUUCACCUUUACAGACUAUCAAAACAACAGGGCAUGGGACCUUCUAGACAAAGAACAACACAUGAAGAGUCUCACCAACACUCAUGGAGCAAUUGACCAUGUUCUAAAUACCAUUUUAUACAAGAAAACUGCGGGUGCCAUUCAAGAUGCCACCAAAGUUCUGGUCAUCAUCACAGAUGGAUCUCCAACUGACAUUGAUGUGAAACAUGUUGUCAAAAGGAUUGAUGACAACCACAUCAUCCGCUAUAUCAUUGGGGUAAAAUAUGAUGGCAAGCUUGAUCUGAAUCGACUUAAAUCACUAGCAUCAGACCCCAAAGACAACAAUACUUUCUACAUUGAUAACUACAGUGGGCUGAAGGGAAUCCUGGAUAACCUACAAAAAAAAAUCUACAACAUUGAAGGUACUCAAAGUGCAUAUGGCAGGAAAUUCAAAAAUGAGAUGUCUCAGAGUGGGUUCAGCGCUGUCUACAUGGAGGACACUUUAGUUUUGGGAUCAGUAGGCUCCAAUGACUGGAGAGGAUCUCUUAUUGAAAUUCCUUCAGGGGCAAACAGCAAACACGUUGAAGACCCCAAAAUGGAGGAGGAUUCCUAUAUGGGUUAUUCUGUGGCAGUGGGAAGGAAAGGAAAAGAGAUUUUAUAUUUUUCUGGAGCACCCAGAUUUAACCAUACAGGACAAGUUCUUGUUUUUCACAAAGUCAACCAAAAUUGGGAAAUGAUACAGGGGAAACACGGGACACAGAUUGGUGCAUAUUUUGGGGCAGAGUUGUGUGCUGUUGACAUAGACUCAGAUGGUGAAACUGAUUUUCUCCUUGUGGGUGCACCACUAUAUUAUGACUCUCAGAGAGAAGGCAGGAUGUUUGUUUACAACCUUACUACAGAGCUGGUAAUGUGGGAAAAACUAAAUGUUACAGGAUCAUCUCUGGGCCGAUUUGCUUCUUCUAUAUCCUCUCUUGAAGACCUGAAUGGUGAUGGACUCAGGGAUGUGGCUGUGGGUGCACCACUGGAGGAUGGUCAGAAGGGAGCAGUAUAUAUUUACUUGGGAGACAGGCUGAGGGGCAUCCGACCUGAGUCCUGCCAGCGAAUUGCAGCCCAGAUAGUGCUGUCUACACUGCAGUUCUUUGGGCAGGCAAUUGACGGGAAGAUGGAUAUGGAGGAGGAUGGACUGACAGACAUCAUAGUCGGAGCAUAUGGGAAGGUUGUGCUAUUUAGGUCCAGGCCAGUUCUCAAUGUUUCUGCCCAACUUCACUUCACUCCAGCACAGAUAAGCACUGAUAAAUUUCACUGUCUGGAAAUGAAGGAAAUCUUUCCUGUUGUCACAUUAACAGCCUGCUUCAUGGUGAAUCAUACUACUUCUGUUUCUGCAGGGUCUGUCAAGCUAGGGCUGAUUGUUUCCUACCAGCUUGAUCUGGACAGCGUGAGACAGAAAAGCAGAGCCUUUCUCAAUGCCACUGAUAAAGGUGCUAGGAGACACCGCUCUUCCCUGGAGCUGAGCCUUGGAGAAACCUGUCUAAACCACACCAUUUACAUGCCAAACUGUGUGAAAGACACUCUGUCACCCAUGAUGAUUAAACUCAACUUUUCACAAUCUGAGAGCCCACAGCACAAUUCCACUGCUGUUCUCAACACUGAUGUCAAUACUGUAGCUCUGGUGGAGGUUCCAUUUCAGAAGAACUGUAAAAGGAAGGAGACUUGUGUCUCUGACCUGGAACUGGAUUUUAAUUUCAUGACCACCACUCUCUUAGUGGUUGACCAGGAAUAUUUUAAUGUGACAGUGACAUUGUCCAAUCAUGGAGAUGACUCCUAUAACACCAGCAUCACCUUCCACUACCCACAUGGAUUGUCAUUUUCCAAGAUGCAGGUUUUGAAGGCUACCAGGAGGAUGCUGACCAGUUGUUCAGGCCUGGAAGACAUAAAGGACAGAACUGUCUGCAGCGUAAGCCUUCCUGUGUAUCCCAGCGAAACUACUGCAAGUUUUUACAGUUUGUUCCGUAUAUCUAACAAGUAUAAUUGGAGUAACACCAUGGAAAUGACCAUCACAGCUCACAGUGACAAUGGGAAUACCACCAACAUAAAAGUCUCUCGUGCUCUCCCAGUGCAGUUUGCUGUUGACCUUGCUGUCGUAGCCCAUGAUGGAGACUCUAUCACAUAUGUCAAUUUCUCAUUGGAAGAUACACAGCCUAAAAUGGUGGAACAUGUCUUUGAGGUGAAGAAUCUGGGUUUCAAAGACUUACCUGUGAAAGUCACCAUAACCUUUCAAACACAACCUGAGCACAACUUCGUGAUGAAAGACCAUUAUAUAUUAGUGUCAGAGGAGCGAAUAAAAUGUGGAAACAAAUCUGAUGAAAACACACAGGACUGCUCAGGACAACACUGCAAGUCAGUGGAAUGUGAGAGCUUCACUUUAAACCAGCAUUCAUCUGUUUUUUUCACCUUGCAUGGGAAUGCAUUCUUUCAGCCAUAUGGAAUGACUCCUCCUCCAUGUAAAUAUUUCUGUGGGAAUAGAUUGGAAGGGCAGUUUUCAAGCACUGUAGAACUCAACUAUGACAAGCAACGAUAUGUUCAGACUGCAGACAUCUCAGAGGAUCAAGAUGAUCCACUAACAUUCCACAGAGCAAAGAUUGACAGCCGAGCUGAACUCAUUAUUCCCCCAAAUCAACUUGCAAUUUGUAUGACAGGGAUUGGUUUAGGACUGGUUCUUCUGGCCAUCAUUGUAUGCAGCUUGUAUAAGCUGGGAUUCUUCAAGAGGAAGUAUACAGAACAAAUUGUAAACGAACAAAAGCAAUGUCAAGAGAUGUCACUUCUUCCUCCCACUGGUAUGCCGGAUAAUCACAAUGACAGUAUGUUAGAGAAUCAGUCUAGCAGUCAAUCACAUUUCCAGAACCAGCUGUCUAAAAGGGAAGAGGAAGGUGAAUAAGAAAUAAAACCACUCAUAUGUGCUCAUAAGGAAAAGGGAGAAAUCUCAUCACAGGAUGUAUCCAGAGUUAGUGGGAGAGUUGAUAUGUGUACUCAGUCAAACAUGCAUUGUACGAAAUAGCAAAUUUUCACAGGAAGGUGAAAGCUUGUCAAGCAUAACCUCCUUGUCAUACUCCACAUAUAACUGGAGAAUAUAGAAAAAAUGGUCAUGUGGAAAAGAAUAUAAUGUUAAUGAUUAUGUUUAAGUACAAAUUAGUUAUAUCAUCAAAUAAUGGCUGAUAGACUAAGGUACAAGGUACAUGAUACAGUUGCAUCAAAUUAA
Megalops cyprinoides (Indo-Pacific tarpon) is the source of this 3873-nucleotide messenger RNA. Its product is annotated as integrin alpha-D. The transcript is spliced from 31 exons. Gene Ontology annotation, biological process: cell-matrix adhesion; integrin-mediated signaling pathway; cell-cell adhesion. The record is from RefSeq and is a predicted model, not a curated record. Gene Ontology annotation, molecular function: integrin binding. NCBI's taxonomy places the organism in Eukaryota, Metazoa, Chordata, Actinopteri, Elopiformes, Megalopidae. The coding region runs from base 34 to 3552 and encodes 1172 amino acids. Gene Ontology annotation, cellular component: external side of plasma membrane; integrin complex.